UUUAACACCCGCGUGCGUUAUUUUCCACCUGUUGAGGCGCGCGAAAGUGAUAGGUGGGGCGCGUGGCGUUUUCCACACCCAUCUGACACGAGCACAUUUCCGGGUUCCCUCCUGCCAAAGAGCUGCUGCUGUUACUGCUGCUCCUCCAGGCGACUUUUACCAACAACAACGAUGGCCGUUCUACUUGAAAGUCUGUUCGACGAACUUCCUCCCGACAAGUCGAUAGACACGAAGACCUUUCUAGAAAAUGUCUCCCACAUCCCGUCGUUUUUCGAUUGUUUGGGGUCAAAGGUGUUUACGGUCAUCAAAUCCGACAUUAACGGGAACAUAACGAAAAUAAGAGGAGUUUAUGUGAAGGAUCCUGCAAAGUACGCCACCCUGCAGGACAUCCUAGUGGCUGAGAAAGAAGCUCAUGGAGCAGAGUGGCCAAGCGUUGGAGCCACGUUAGCUCUCAUGUGGCUGAAGAGGGGCCUCCGUUUCAUUCAGGUACUCCUGCAGAGCUUGGCUGAUGGAGAAAGAGACGAGAACAACCCUAACCUGAUCCGGGUCAAUGUCACUAAAGCCUAUGAAUCAUCUCUGAAGAAAUACCAUGGGUGGAUCGUUCAAAAGGUUUUCAAUGCAGCACUGCUCGCAGCUCCCUACAGAUCAAACUUCCUAAAAGCCCUGUCCAAAGGGGAAGAAGUAACAGAAGAGGACUGUCUGGCAAAUGUGCGCCACUUCCUGGUCAACUACAGCAGCGUGGUAGACGCCAUCUACGAGAUGUACACGAAUCUGAACGCAGAGCUGGACUACACGGUUUAACGGGAGUGGAUGAACUGCAGUGGGAUGCAGGAACGUGUUCCACUUUGAAAGUUUUUUUUGGUCUUGAAUUUUGGUAUUUAUUAGUUUAAUUACAGAGCAUGUGUUUUUAAAUUAUGCUUUUAAGAAAACAAAUAACGGCUGAAAAGUUUUUUGUUUUUUUUAUGCAGGAAGUGCUUAAAGCUGUCGCCUGUUUUAAUGAAGUAUUUAUUUUAAAUAAAAGCUGCCUUACUCCUGGAAACUAAGAACAACAAGAAGAUGUGACAUUCCUGAUCUCUGCUGAUGCCUUCACUCUUUUUCCUUUUUACUUGAAUCUUAACUUUUUACUAUUUUUCAUGUCUUUGAUCCUCACUUUUCUUCUUUUUUAAAUACUUUGAUUUUGUUUGGUGUGGAUGUGGGAUUAAAUGUCUUUAUUAUCUAAUGUAAUUCCACAUGUCUUAUAAAUUAUUUGCAAGCA
Messenger RNA from Oryzias melastigma (Indian medaka), 1255 nucleotides. It is a transcript of the gene gltpb, whose product is annotated as glycolipid transfer protein b. Gene Ontology annotation, cellular component: cytosol; cytoplasm; membrane. The record is from RefSeq and is a predicted model, not a curated record. Gene Ontology annotation, biological process: intermembrane lipid transfer; ceramide transport. Bases 172 to 801 code for a protein of 209 amino acids. Gene Ontology annotation, molecular function: ceramide 1-phosphate transfer activity; ceramide 1-phosphate binding. The transcript has 5 exons. Lineage: Eukaryota; Metazoa; Chordata; Actinopteri; Beloniformes; Adrianichthyidae.